AUGCAAGCUGUAGUGCCCUUGAACAAGAUGACAACCAUCUCCCCAGAUCCUCAAACUCUGGCCUCAAGUGAACAAAACAAGGUCCUAAGAAUGGAUACUCCCGGGGAUCAAGAAGGUGUCUUAAGAGGCAACACUGCUGACCCAGAGUUUUUCAGACAGAGGUUCAGGUGGUUUUGUUACUCAGAAGUAGCUGGACCCAGGAAAGCCCUGAAUCAACUCUGGGAGCUCUGCAUUCAGUGGCUGAGACCAGACAUUCACACAAAAGAACAAAUUUUAGAGCUUUUGGUGUUUGAGCAGUUCCUGACCAUUUUGCCUGGGGAGAUGAGGAUUUGGGUAAAGUCACAACAUCCUGAGAGUAGCGAGGAGGUAGUGACCCUAAUAGAGGAUUUGACCCAAGUACUUGAAGAAAAAGAAGAUCCGAUCUCUCAAGAUUCUGUUGUUUCUCAAGAGGAAAACUCGGAAGAAGAUAAAAUGGUUGCUGUUCUUCCAAAUACUGAGUCCUGUGAAUCUAUUACAUUCAAGGAUGUGGCUGUGAGCUUUUCCAGAGGAGAAUGGAGGAAGCUGGAGCCUGUUCAGAAGGAGCUAUAUAAGGAAGUCCUACUGGAAAACUUAAGGAACCUAGAAUUUCUGGGCUUUCCAGUUUCCAAAUUAGAUUUGAUUUCCCAGCUAAAGUGGGUUGAAUUGCCACGGCUGCUGGAAAAAGAAGGCAUAAAAGGCUCCAGACCAGCUCUUUUGGAAGAAUUGACUUUAGAGACAAUAAUAGAAAGAUGCCUCAGGGAUGAUGAUUAUGGUUUGAUGGGAGGAUUUCGGAAAUAUGGUAGAUCCCAGGAGGAUCACAGCAAUCAGGGAUAUUCAAAAAGAAAGAAAACUCAUGGGAGAGGCAGUAAGAGUAGGGACUUGGACCCAGAAAAGAGCCCCUUUGGAAAGAAUUUCAGAGAAACUUCAGACAUAAUUAAACAUCUGAGAGUCUAUUUAAAGAAGAAAUCUCGGAGGUAUAAUGAAUACAAGAAACCCUUCAGUUUUCAUUCAGACCUUGUUCUGAACCGCAAAGAACAUGCUGGAGAAAAGUCACGGAAAUCUAACGAAGGUGGAAAAGUCUUAAGUCACUCUUCAUCUCUCACUGAACAGCAGAAACGUCAGAAAAUUCGUUUGGCGGAUAGGUCCCAGAAGUGCAGUAGGUGUGGGAUAAUCUUUAUUCGAAGGUCAACCCUUUCUAAGAAAAAAAUCUCUACAUGUGAAAAAUGUUCAAAAGAUUUAAGCAAAGAUGAGGGAACUGAGACUGGGGAAAAAACCCAUAAGUGUAGUAAAUGUGGAAAAGCCUUUGGUUAUAGUGCCUCACUUACCAAACAUCGGAGAAUUCACACUGGAGAGAAACCUUAUAUGUGUAAUGAAUGUGGAAAAGCUUUCAGUGAUAGUUCGUCACUCACACCCCAUCACAGAACUCAUAGUGGAGAGAAACCCUUCAAAUGUGAUGACUGUGGAAAAGGUUUCACCCUGAGUGCACACCUAAUUAAACAUCAGAGAAUUCAUACUGGAGAAAAACCCUAUAAAUGUAAAGAUUGUGGGAGAGCCUUCAGUGAUAGUUCCUCUCUUAUUCAACAUCAGCGAAUUCAUACUGGAGAAAAACCCUAUACGUGUAACGAUUGUGGAAAAUCCUUCAGUCAUAGCUCAUCCCUUUCCAAACAUCAGAGAAUUCAUACUGGAGAGAAACCUUAUAAAUGUGGUGAAUGUGGAAAAGCCUUUAGACAGAAUUCUUGCCUUACUCGACACCAGAGAAUUCACACUGGAGAAAAACCAUAUUUGUGUAAUGAUUGCGGGAUGACUUUUAGCCAUUUUACAUCUGUCAUUUAUCAUCAACGUCUUCAUUCAGGAGAAAAACCAUACAAAUGUAACCAGUGCGAGAAAGCCUUCCCUACUCAUUCACUCCUUAGCCGUCAUCAGAGAAUUCAUACGGGUGUAAAACCUUAUAAAUGUAAAGAGUGUGGGAAAUCCUUCAGUCAGAGUUCAUCUCUUAAUGAACAUCACCGAAUUCAUACUGGUGAGAAACCCUAUGAAUGUGACUUUUGUGGAGCAACCUUUAGUCGAAGCUCAAUUCUUGUAGAGCAUGUAAAAAUUCAUACCGGAAGGAGAGAAUAUGAAUGUACUGAAUGUGAGAAGACAUUUAAAAGUAAUUCAGGCCUCAUCAGACAUCGGGGAUUUCACUCUGGAGAGUAA
Messenger RNA from Cynocephalus volans (Philippine flying lemur), 2214 nucleotides. It is a transcript of the gene ZNF483, whose product is annotated as zinc finger protein 483. The coding region runs from base 1 to 2214 and encodes 737 amino acids. NCBI's taxonomy places the organism in Eukaryota, Metazoa, Chordata, Mammalia, Dermoptera, Cynocephalidae. The record is from RefSeq and is a predicted model, not a curated record. The transcript is spliced from 5 exons. Gene Ontology annotation, biological process: regulation of DNA-templated transcription.